AUGCGAUCGACUACAACUUACUCAACCCUAUUGGGGUUAUUCGGUACGUUGAGUGUUUUAGGCGCACCAGCUCCCAUACCUCAAUCUGCUUCAGCUUCAAGUGCUACUAGCUCCGUCUCAGGAGGAGGAGGAGGAUCAUCUGGGUUCAGUUAUACUUGUUCUGGGGAUAAGGACUGGACAGACGCAGCCGGGAAUGCAUACAAAUGUCAGGGUGAUACUGUCUGUAAGGAAGGUGCAGCGGGCGGUCCAUGUGUCUGGCCAGAGGGCUACGGCGCAGGAUCAGUCGCCCUCGUACAGACCGACGCAGCUUUAGGGGGAGUAUCGACUUCCGUAUCUGCGGGAGGAAGUGUGUCAUCCGCUAUCCCCACACUCCCAUCAAAUAGUGCAACCCUCGGUGACUCUGUACAAUCUUCGGCUGCUGGAUCAGCACCUACCUCAACCAGUGCAACAGCAGGUACCGCUUUAUCCGCCAUCGGAGGGUCAGGUGCUUCGUCUGUCGUGGGAUCAGCUACUUCAGCAGCUUCCGCCUCUGUACCCAGCUCGUCAACAGCUUCUGGUAAUACCACUACUUCGUCGAAUUCCACUACUUCCUCGUCAAGUUCUGCAUCGGGCGGUACGAGAUUUGUUGGAUACUGGGAGAACUAUUCCAACCUCGGUGGAGUUGAGGCUACUCAAAUGGACGGCAUCACCCAUGUCAUCUUAUCCUUCAUCGACAUGAACUCGUGGAGUGCAUCCAGCGCCUCCUUCGCCGAAUCUUCCAACGGUAACUUUGACGCUACCACCGCUGAUACACUCAGGGGCAUGAAUUCUGGUGUUAAAGUCACUGCUGCCUUGGGUGGUUGGGGUUUAGACGAACCGAUCAAAACAGCUGCCGAUGGUGGUGAAGCAGCUAUCAAGACAUUUGUACAAAACGCUCAAAGUGUGGUUAAACUUUUGAACCUUGAUGGAUUGGACCUUGACUGGGAAUUCCCUACUGAAGCUCAACAGCCCGCGUUCGUCUCGAUGGUCAAACAGCUCAAAGCUGCUAUUCAAGAAGUCAAAUCUGAUGGCAUCCUCAGUGUAGCCAUUGGUUCACGAACCACUCAAAAGAGUCCAACUACUGGCGCUAUGGACGUGGACGCUAUGACUUCCGAUACGUUCAGUGAACUUAACGAUGUGGUAGAUAUGUGGAAUGUCAUGACUUAUGAUUUCGUCAACAGAUAUGAUACCAAGACGGGCCAUCAAUCAGGUGGUAAGGUCGUUGAAGACACCCCCAAAUUCUACGAAGGUGUAGGCAUCGAUUUACAAAAAGUUAAUAUUGGAUUCCUCAACACUGCCAAAUACUUUACUCUCACCGAGAGCUGUUCCGCCGCUGAACCUAUCGGAUGCCCGAUGGGAGGAGUGGACUUUUUCGAAACUGGCGAUAAAGAUAAUGGUAAAUCUGGUUGGCUACGAUACAACGCCGAAUUGGAUCAAGGUCUAGGUGAAUACGCAGCGAUGAAUGCCGAGAUGAGAUCAGAGUCUUGGGCAAAGAAACCUGACGAUAGUCAAACUGCUUUCGAAGCUGAAAAGGCUCAUGCGUGGUAUGAUGAAGACAAGAAGGUUUUCUGGACUUGGACAUCAGCAGAUGAUAACAAGGCGGUUUGCGAGGAAUAUAAGUCGAAAGUUGGAGGGAUGUUCGUAUGGUCAAUGAAUCAAGAUGAGAAUGGCAAAGCCGGUGGAAGUCAUAUGAAAGCCUUGGCUGAAUGUGUUAAGGGUUAA
This is a messenger RNA of Kwoniella mangroviensis CBS 8507, 1740 nucleotides long. RefSeq lists its product as uncharacterized. The record is from RefSeq and is a predicted model, not a curated record. The transcript has 6 exons. Gene Ontology annotation, biological process: carbohydrate metabolic process; chitin catabolic process. Gene Ontology annotation, cellular component: extracellular region. Lineage: Eukaryota; Fungi; Basidiomycota; Tremellomycetes; Tremellales; Cryptococcaceae. Gene Ontology annotation, molecular function: chitinase activity; chitin binding. The coding region runs from base 1 to 1740 and encodes 579 amino acids.